Penicillium robsamsonii is the source of this 1353-nucleotide messenger RNA. RefSeq lists its product as uncharacterized. The record is from RefSeq and is a predicted model, not a curated record. Gene Ontology annotation, molecular function: homogentisate 1,2-dioxygenase activity. Gene Ontology annotation, cellular component: cytoplasm. The transcript has 2 exons. NCBI's taxonomy places the organism in Eukaryota, Fungi, Ascomycota, Eurotiomycetes, Eurotiales, Aspergillaceae. Gene Ontology annotation, biological process: L-phenylalanine catabolic process. Bases 1 to 1353 code for a protein of 450 amino acids.
AUGCCAGUCACCAACUUCCCCAUUCCCGAGAGAUACGAGUAUCAGACGGGGUUUGCAGCGAAUCUAGAAACAGAGGCAAUCAAGGGAGCGCUCCCAAUUGGACAAAACUCUCCCCAAAAGUGCCCAUACGGUCUCUACGCCGAAAAGAUCUCAGGCACCGCAUUCACGGCGCCUCGGUGGGAAAACCAGCAAACAUGGGUUUACCGCAUCAUUCCAUCCGCAGCUCAUUCAUCCUUUGAGCCAGCCCCAUCUGGGAAUAGACUCAAGACCGAAUUCAACCAAAUCCCCAAUCAACUACGGUGGGAUCCAUUUGACAUCAACGCGGAUGUUGAUUGGAUUGAAGGUCUUCACAUGGUCGCAGGGUCAGGCGACCCAGCUUUGAAGAACGGUGUCGCCUACUACAUCUACGGGGCAACAAAAUCCAUGAACGAGAAAACCGCAAUGUAUGAUUCAGAUGGUGACAUGCUCAUCGUACCCCAAACCGGUGCACUAGAUAUCGAGACUGAGAUGGGCCGGCUUUUGGUACGCCCCGACGAGAUUUGCGUGAUUCCGCGCGGAAUCAGGUAUCGUGUUAAUCUUGUCAACGACGAGCCUAUCCGCGGAUACAUCCUUGAACUUUUCAAUGGACACUUCCAACUACCCGAACUCGGCCCCAUUGGGUCAAACUGCCUGGCCAACGCCCGCGACUUCCAGAUUCCCGUGGCGGCAUAUACACACGACUCAAAGUCAACAUGGACGGUAGUCAACAAAUUUUGUGGGCAAUUGUUUACUAGUAAACAAGGCCAUACUCCGUUUGAUGUCGUGGCUUGGGAGGGGAGAUACUAUCCGUACAAGUACGACUUGGGUCGAUUCAAUACUAUCGGAACCAUCUCAUAUGACCAUCCAGAUCCUUCGUUGAAUACCGUCCUCACGGCCAACUCAAAUGCUCACCCCGGUACAGCCAUUGCCGACUUCGUUAUCUUCCCUCCUCGGUGGUUAGUCGGCGAGGACACUUUCCGGCCACCCUCAUACCAUCGAAACUGCAUGAGUGAGUUUAUGGGUCUCAUUGAGGGCUCUUAUAUUGCGAAAGGGGCUGGCUCAGGUGGGUUCCAAGCUGCAGGGGCAAGUCUUCACAACUGCAUGAGCAGUCAUGGGCCAGACGCGGAGGCAUUUGACAAAGCUAGUAACCAAGAGCUGAUUCCAGUUAAGGUUGGGACUGGAAGCAUGGCUUUCAUGUUUGAGAGCUGCUAUAUGGUUGGAAUCACAGAUUGGGGAUUGAAGACAUGUCAGAAAGUACAGAAAGGGUAUAGCGAAGAGAGCUGGGGAGGCCUCAAGGAUCUCUUUACCCCUCCAGAGCUCCCAUCUCGCGAUUGA